AUGCAUGUAAGUGUGCUUGUAUGUGUGUUAUACACUAGUGUUGUGUUGGCCAUCUCAUCUUCUAUACAGUCUGCUCCAUCAACAGGAAUGACAUACACCGCAGUGAUAGAUGCAGGCUCAACAGGAACAAGGCUCGAAGUAUAUGGAUUUGUAGGACAAGAAAUCAGGCAUCAAGGAUUAUUUACAAACACACCUGGAAUCGCAAGCAUGGAAGAGGACAGUAAAAUAAAAUCAUCGCUGGAAGAAUUGCUCAUGCAUGCUCAGCCAUUCUACAAUAAUAUUAAGACAAUUCCUAUGGGGUUUUAUGGAACGGCUGGACUUCGAGCAUUGGAUACUACGCGUACAGAUCACAUUCUUGAGCUCAUAAGGAACGAAUUGAAUGAAUACAACCUUAAAGAAGCAAAAAUUGUUAGCGGAGACGAGGAGGGCAGGCUUGCACUGAUGUCAUUGUUAAUAUCAAGUAAGGAAAUGGGAAACAACAACAACAAAACUGUUGGCGUCGUAGAUAUGGGCGGUGCAAGCACACAGGUUUCAGUACUGAAAAAUAACGGGGAAAUCCUUUCAGACUCAAUCAAUCUUGGCAUAACAGCAAUCAACAAUGCUGAUGAUAUGGAGGAUUGUGCAGUCAAUAGCCAGGAACAACAAGAGUCCUGUGCACAGAAGAUCAUUGCAAAGCUCUUGAAUGUACAAAGCAGACCAAUUCUUAAUAACAUUGACAGUCUGUAUCUGCUCUCAUACUUCCAUGAUGAAUUCACAAAGAUUGUACGAGGCACAGAAACAAACAUGAGGGAAAUAAAAGACCAGUUCUACAAGAAAUGCAGUCUUUUGGAUUCAUCCGACUGCAGAAACAUCUUCUAUCUGAUUUCAUUCAUCAAUGCCCUUGGCAUCAACGACCUCAAGGAUAUCAAGAAAAUAGAUACAAAUAACGGAAUCAAUAUUUCCUGGGCAUCUGCAAAAGGCUAUGAACUCAACAAAAUAUACAAUAAAUAA
Messenger RNA from Ordospora colligata OC4, 990 nucleotides. RefSeq names its product Golgi nucleoside diphosphatase. The record is from RefSeq and is a predicted model, not a curated record. Gene Ontology annotation, biological process: nucleoside diphosphate catabolic process. The transcript has a single exon. The coding region runs from base 1 to 990 and encodes 329 amino acids. Gene Ontology annotation, molecular function: nucleoside diphosphate phosphatase activity. NCBI's taxonomy places the organism in Eukaryota, Fungi, Microsporidia, Ordosporidae. Gene Ontology annotation, cellular component: membrane.